AUGUCUAAAAUUCCGAGAAACUUUAAGCUGCUGGAGGAGCUCGAAAAGGGUGAGAAGGGCCUGGGCGCUGAGUCCUGCUCGUACGGUCUACAAGACCUGGACGACAUUACCAUGACCCAUUGGAACGGGACGAUCCUGGGACCGCCUAACUCGUCGCACGAAAACAGGAUCUACUCCCUCACCAUAGAAUGCGGCCCAGAGUACCCGGAAAAGCCGCCCAUCGUCAGAUUCAUAUCGAAGAUCAAUCUGCCAUGUGUCGACCAAAAUACAGGACUCGUGCUUGCUAGCAAGUUUCCUACUUUGAGCUCCUGGAAAAGAACGUACAGCAUGGAGAUCCUGCUGCUGGAGCUCAGAAAGGAGAUGGCCAGCGGUCCAAACAGGAAAUUGCCUCAACCUCCAGAAGGCGAGACGUUCCAGUUCCAUUAA
Molecule: messenger RNA, 426 nt
Organism: Ogataea parapolymorpha DL-1
Lineage: Eukaryota; Fungi; Ascomycota; Pichiomycetes; Pichiales; Pichiaceae
Product: Protein involved in error-free postreplication DNA repair
Exons: 2
Coding region: 1-426 (141 amino acids)
Biological process (GO): protein K63-linked ubiquitination; DNA damage tolerance
Cellular component (GO): nucleus
Source: RefSeq, a predicted model, not a curated record